AUGCCACCUUUUUUCAAACGAGGUAUGCAUGAUCCUUCUCAACCAUCGAUUAAGGCAACAUUGCAAAGUAAGGAAAGAUGGCAUGAUACAGAUUUAGCUCUUUCUAUGUGGUUUUAUGAUUCUUGUAUACCUAUGAAUGUCGUGAAUUCUCCCCUUUUCCAAAUAACAAUGAGCAAAGUCGCUAGUAUGGGUCAUGGAUACACGGGGCCUUCAUAUCAUGCUAUGUGUGUCACGUUGUUGAAAGAUGCGAAACAGUCUGUACAACUUAUAGUUGAUUCUUAUAGACGUUACUGGGCAGAAAAUGGUUGUACAACUAUGGGGAUAUCAUUCAUCAAAUCACUUAAUGCAUCGGAUAUUGAGAGUAAUGCCCAAACAUUAUGCAACUUGUUUAGUGAGAUUGUUGGUCAUCGGAAUGCCGUUCAUUUAGUUACUGAUAAUGCCGCAAACUAUAAGGUUGCAGGAAGAUUGUUAUGUGAGAAGUAUUUGUCCAUUGCAUGGUCUCCUUAUGCAACUCACUGUAUGAACUUGAUUAUGAAGGAUAUGCCGGAGAUGCAUGAAGUCGCUGAUUUGGUUACACUUGCAUCGAGGGUUAUAGUUUUUGUUUAUAACCACAAAUGGCCAUUAAAUUGGUUAACAAAAGACCAGCUAUGGUCACCUCCCCGGAUUAUAAAAAAAGUGAUUAGAUUAGAAAAAGCAAAAGAAGUUAAGCUUAUCAUAUUGAAUGAGAGCUUUUGGAAUAAUUGUGCUAUCAUAGUAAAGGUGAUGACUCCAAUGUUGAGACUUUUACGUAUUUGUGAUUCGGAUGAGAAGUCGGCUUUAGGUUAUGUAUACGAAGGGAUGUAUAGGGCAAAAAAAGGAAUUAAGAAACUUUUUCGCAACAACAAAGAGUUGUACACGCCAUAUACUAACAUCAUUAAAAAUCGGUGGGAUAGGAUGUUGUGUAAGAGUCUUCAUGCUUCUGCUUAUUGGUUGAAUUCGGUCUUUCAAUGA
Molecule: messenger RNA, 990 nt
Organism: Lactuca sativa (garden lettuce)
Lineage: Eukaryota; Viridiplantae; Streptophyta; Magnoliopsida; Asterales; Asteraceae
Source: RefSeq, a predicted model, not a curated record